Messenger RNA from Zingiber officinale, 663 nucleotides. RefSeq names its product small polypeptide DEVIL 4-like. Bases 255 to 425 code for a protein of 56 amino acids. Gene Ontology annotation, biological process: negative regulation of cell population proliferation. The transcript has a single exon. NCBI's taxonomy places the organism in Eukaryota, Viridiplantae, Streptophyta, Magnoliopsida, Zingiberales, Zingiberaceae. The record is from RefSeq and is a predicted model, not a curated record.
UGUCCUUCUCUGGCCCUGCGGUUCUUGAGCAUGCACCUCGUUCAGAGUCAAAGGGAGAUUAAACUACUCGAGAACCCAUAUCUUUGUCCCCUGGCAACUCAUAAUGCAACGUGCAGAGGGGGAGGAGUUCACAUGGAUAGGUGGACAGGGCCAUUGGGUGAUGAGUUGAACUGCUGCUGAUCACUACUUCCUCUAUAAAAUGCAGCAUCAAGCACAUCAAGCUUCAGUUCCAGAGCCGUGUUGAACUUCUGAUCAUGGCCGGCGGCGGCGCGAAGAUGGGAAGCCAAGGAAGAGUAAUAUCGUCCAGUAGAAGGAAAUCUGGAAGAGGAGGAGGAGGAGGGCUCAGCAGAGUGCUGAGGGAGCAGAAGGCGAGGCUCUACAUCAUCAGGAGAUGCGUGGUCAUGCUACUGUGCUGGCAUGACUAGUACUGAUCGAUGCCUAGGCUGAAUUUUUCUUUGUUUUCCUGCUGAAUGGUGGAGGAAUUUUUGCUAGGAUCUAAAUCCUGUGAAUAUAGAUGAUAGAGAUGUGAAUUUAUGAUUUGUAGAGUAGGAUCUCGAUCAUUGUUCUUGUUUUUUUGGCCUUGUCUUUGUUUUGGCAAGUUCAAGUGCAAUCCUGAGAGCUCUGAUGUUGAAUGACUUCUUCAUAUAUAGUUCUGAAUUAAUA